Uloborus diversus is the source of this 570-nucleotide messenger RNA. RefSeq names its product mpv17-like protein 2. Gene Ontology annotation, biological process: mitochondrial ribosome assembly. The transcript has 4 exons. The record is from RefSeq and is a predicted model, not a curated record. NCBI's taxonomy places the organism in Eukaryota, Metazoa, Arthropoda, Arachnida, Araneae, Uloboridae. Gene Ontology annotation, cellular component: membrane; cytoplasm. Bases 1 to 570 code for a protein of 189 amino acids.
AUGAAAUAUUUUUCACGCUUUAAGAAUUUAGUGGACCGUUUAUUUACGAAGCAUCUUUUUGUAACUAACACCUCGGUGGGAAUUUUAUUCUUAGGUGCUGGAGAUGUUAUUCAACAAAUGAUAGAGAAACACCAGUUUGAAGGGAAAACUUUCGAGACUAAACGAACUCGUAAUAUGAUGAUUUCGGGCAGUGUUUUUGGAGUAGCAGGACAUUAUUGGUACCAGUUCUUGGAAUUCAAAUUCCCCGGACAAACAGUGAAAGCUGUGUCCAAAAAGUUGCUGUCAGAGAUGGUUGUCGGUCCUCCAAUCUUUCUGGGGUUUUUCAUAGCUAUUGGUUUUCUUGAGAAAAAACCACCUAAAAAAAGUUUCGAAGAAUUUAAAAAGAACUUUUUAUUAAUAUGUGUGGCAGACUGGGGAGUUUAUGCUCCACUGCAAGCCUUGAAUUUCUUUUAUGUUCCAAUAAGAUAUAGAUUUUUAUAUGUGAGUGCUCUUUGUCUAGCAUAUGAUGUAUUUUUAUCAUACAUUUUGCAUAAGGAAGAAAAUCAAGCAUUAACUAAAAAGAUUGAAUGA